AUGUUGCGUUCAAACGUGAUGCGGACGAAUGCUGGGCGGCUUUUGAUGAGCCGUUUGGCUCGACAGAACGUGUUUCAUCAGCCAGCCCGGUCGCUAUUUUGGGGCCCUACCCCGACGAGCCAGACACCACCGGCCGGUGGAGUGGCCACCUCGAGCCAGCAGUUGGCCAGUAAGGAGCAAGCGGCCAACAGAUCAUUAAGCGACGCUGAGGCCCAGGCAAGUUUUUAUCGCACACUUUUGGCGGCAAGUUACCCGCAACUUGUAGUAUCUCGGUACGAGUCACCCGGGGUCGCCCGUAAUCCCGAGUGCGACGGGCUCUACGUUCAAGCAUUGCGAAACCUCGGCCACACCACGAAAGCAGCAGAGGCCGAGCAGCGGUUUGCGAGGACUGCAUCAACAGCUGGUCAAGUUGGAGCAAACCCGUUCAAUGUCGAAGGCACUAGCCAAAGAGGUACGACGCUUGAUCCUGUGCAUGUCGUGGUUUCUGAGAAACCAAUGGCCAUGCUGCUGAAGUGGAUUAAAUGGUUGUUGCCCAUGGGUCUAGCUCUGUAUGCGAUCAACCUCGGUUUCUCCUUUUUGACGGAAUCUUCGAGCAUAAUCAAGGGUGCUGCCGGCCAAGAUUUGGGUGCUGCCAAACUCGAUAAUGUGCGGGGCGAAAAGUCAAAAGUGCGUUUCAGUGAUGUCCAGGGUGUCGAUGAGGCUCGUGAGGAGCUUGAAGAAAUUGUCGAGUUCCUCAAGGACCCUUCAAAGUUCACCGGCCUCGGUGGCAAGCUACCCAAGGGUGUGCUGUUGACCGGCCCCCCAGGAACAGGUAAAACGCUGUUGGCGCGAGCCGUCGCCGGUGAGGCUGGCGUGCCGUUCUUUUUUAUGUCUGGAUCUGAGUUCGAUGAGCUUUAUGUGGGUAUUGGUGCCAAACGUAUUCGUGCAUUGUUUGGUGCUGCCCGCAAAGCCGCUCCGGCCAUUGUGUUUAUCGAUGAGCUCGAUGCCAUUGGAGGAAAGCGUAAUCCCAAGGACCAGGCGUACUCCAAGCAGACGUUAAACCAGCUGCUGGUUGAUCUCGAUGGGUUCAACCAAACAAGUGGAGUCAUUUUCUUGGCGGCCACCAAUUUCCCUGAAUUGCUUGACAAGGCGUUGACUCGUCCGGGACGGUUUGACAAGAUUGUCAAUGUCGAGCUUCCUGAUGUUCGUGGCCGUGCUGCUAUCCUCAACCACCACAUGAAGAAUGUUGAGAUUUCAAACAAUGUAAACGUGAUGAAUCUGGCCAGAGGCACUCCAGGAUUCUCGGGUGCCGAUUUGAUGAACCUCGUAAACCAAGCAGCUCUGCAUGCCUCCAAAGAAAAGGCCUUGACAGUCAAUAUGAACCAUUUCGAAUGGGCCAAAGACAAGAUUCUUCUGGGUGGUGAGCGCCGCACUAUGGUUAUGACCGAGGAGACUCGCAAGAACACAGCCUUCCACGAGGCGGGCCAUGCUAUUAUGGCACUUUAUACCCCUGGCGCCACUCCACUCUACAAGGCCACCAUCUUGCCCAGAGGACGGGCGCUGGGCAUCACGUUCCAGCUGCCCGAGCUGGACAAGUACGACCAGACCCUGACCGAGCUCAAGGCUCGACUGGACGUUUGCAUGGGCGGCCGUAUCGCCGAAGAGAUGAUCAAUGGUCCCGAGAACGUCACUUCAGGCUGCUCUUCGGAUCUCAAGAAUGCGACAUCAGUCGCCAGGGCUAUGGUCACUCUGUACGGCAUGUCCGAGAAGAUUGGCCCCAUCUCUCUGGGCGAAGAGUGGUCGGAGUGGUCAGCGUCGACCCGCCACAUGGCUGAAGACGAGAUCCGCUCGCUAUUGGUUGAGUCCGAAAACCGCACCCGUUCUAUGCUUUCAGAAAAAAGCGUCGAACUGGAGCGACUGGCCCACGGCCUGAUCGAGUUCGAAACAUUGGACAAAGAAGACAUUGUCAAAGUCGUCAAAGGCCAAUCGUUGGACAGAGACCCUCAUUGCACAAACACAGUGGUCUCAAGUGAGGCCAUUCGCGACAAAAGAGCGCAUCUCAAUAGCUAA
This is a messenger RNA of Wickerhamiella sorbophila, 2049 nucleotides long. RefSeq names its product Mitochondrial inner membrane i-AAA protease supercomplex subunit YME1. Gene Ontology annotation, biological process: mitochondrion organization; protein quality control for misfolded or incompletely synthesized proteins. Gene Ontology annotation, molecular function: ATP binding; metalloendopeptidase activity; ATP hydrolysis activity. NCBI's taxonomy places the organism in Eukaryota, Fungi, Ascomycota, Dipodascomycetes, Dipodascales, Trichomonascaceae. The transcript has a single exon. Gene Ontology annotation, cellular component: mitochondrial inner membrane. The coding region runs from base 1 to 2049 and encodes 682 amino acids. The record is from RefSeq and is a predicted model, not a curated record.